CGACGUAUUGCCUAUCAACGAUAUUAUAUUGCUAUAUUAUUUGGUGCAAUUUUGCAGUUAUGUAUGAUUUAUAGCGUCUGUAGGGAUAUGUUAGCUGUUGAGGUUCGAUUUACCUUUUCUUGGCGUAAUAUAUUAGCAGAUGGUUUAAACACGGUUUCAAAUCGUCACCUUGACGUCAAAUGGCGCGACAUAAAUAAGCUUCAUAUUUGAUUAACACCAAACAUCUAUAGAGCUUAAACCUCGAAUCUCAGAUCCAAACCUUCUUCUCACCUCCAGUCUUCACGAGUCCCACUUUCGGACCAUUUAGCGACGAAAUCACGUUGGAAAACCCACGUCACCGCCAUCUCACCUCGCCCACAUCUUAAAUCGCCACCUGUCACAGUGAACCUGCCAUUGCAUUCUCACACCACAGAAAUAAACUUUCAAAACGCGACGGCCCAGCCCGGCCCAGCUAAAGACCACCAUGUCAGUCCCCGCAGAUGUCCGCCCAGACAGCCUCCAGGCCGACCUCCUCCGCCAUGGCCUCCCCCAUGACCUUAUCCACCAAGUCACCGCCUAUGUCAAGUCCUACAUGGCCCCCUACGAUCGCUCCCACGACUUUGCACACGUCCUCCGUGUCCUGGGGCUUUCGCAAAUUCUGUGCGCCCAGGACCCCGCUCGCUACGACCGCGUCACCACCAUCCUCGCUGCCCUCCUCCACGACGUAGGCGACAGGAAGUACCUUCUCCCCCACCAGGACAGCGCCACGAUGGUACGUGAUGUGCUCCUCUCUUUCGGCUCCACAGACGAGUUCGCCGAUAAGGUCCAGACUAUCGCAUCAGCUGUGUCGUAUUCCUCGGAGGUCAAGGAUCCGCAGGUCGUGCGGGAUGUUAUUGCUAAAUACCCGGAGCUGGAGGUCGUGCAGGAUGCGGAUCGCUUGGAUGCUAUUGGUGCGAUCGGGAUUGGGAGGGUGUUUACGUUUGGGGCCGCGAAGGGGAGGGGGAUGGAGACUUCGCUGGAUCAUUUCGAGGAUAAGCUGGUGAAGGUGGCGGGGAUGAUGAAGUCGGAGUUGGGGGGGAAGAUGGCUAGGGAGAGGACGAAGAUACUUCUGGCGUUUAGGAAGAUGUGGGAGGGGGAGGUGAGCGAGGCGGAGGCGGGUUUGGAGGGUUUGAAGGAGAUUAUUGGGUGAGGGAGUUCGAGUCUGGGGACAGGGUGAGGUUAAUGCAUGACGUAUGGCUAGGGGGGAUGGUAGAUGUAUGCGGCGUGUUGAUGCGGCAAAGUGUGGAAUAUUCGCCCCGUCUCCCGAUAAUAGGUAGUGAGAGGCAAUUUGCAUUUGGGCUAGAGCACCCAUGUAGAUUUCUGCACCUUCUGACACUAUCUAAUGAAAAAAGGAAUGCUUCUCGGCGUCCUCAUAUUAUAUUCUGACAGGAAACUAUCAGCGUAUGCGGGAACCUAGUUAUUUUGCACUAAUAUAAUCACAUUGAACAGGGG
Messenger RNA from Pseudogymnoascus destructans, 1470 nucleotides. RefSeq lists its product as uncharacterized. The coding region runs from base 464 to 1168 and encodes 234 amino acids. Lineage: Eukaryota; Fungi; Ascomycota; Leotiomycetes; Thelebolales; Thelebolaceae. The transcript has a single exon. The record is from RefSeq and is a predicted model, not a curated record.